CACACUCGAGUAGAUAGAGAGCAGCGAGGAGCAGAAGGAGCUGGAUGGCAGGAGGAAGGCAGGAGCGCCGAUUGUGAUUGAACAAAGCCAGGAGAGGAGUGCGCAGUCCUGGGGAGAAAAGCAGCUGUGAAAUGCCUGGAAGGGAGCCCGCCAGCAACUCCUGCAGAGACCUGAAGGUGAGCUUCAGCUGAGGAUGGCAGGAGACUCUCAAGUCCUAAUGGACCACAACAUGGAGAUAGGAGUGACACCUGAACAGGUGAAGAAGCUUCCCAAACACUUGAGGGAGGCUCAGAUCUCAACAGAGCGAACCCACUUGAUUUCUGACCCUGCAAAGAAGCCACGUCAGCGGUACGUGCAGAAAGAUGGAAAGUGCAACGUUCACCACGGAAACGUGCAAGAGACCUACCGUUACCUCAGUGACUUGUUCACUACGUUGGUGGACCUACGCUGGCGUCUUAGUCUCUUCAUUUUCACACUGGUCUACGUUGUCAACUGGCUUUUCUUUGGGUUUCUGUGGUGGCUGAUCGCGCUCAUCCGCGGAGACCUGGUACACGGUGACGAGGAGGGCUGGACCCCCUGCGUGGAGAACCUUAACAGUUUUGUCUCAGCCUUCCUAUUCUCCAUUGAAACGGAGACCACCAUCGGGUACGGUUAUCGUGUAAUCACAGAAAAAUGCCCUGAAGGUAUUAUACUGCUAUUGGUGCAGGCCAUCUUGGGUUCCAUUGUUAACGCCAUGAUGGUGGGCUGCAUGUUUGUCAAGAUCUCACAGCCAAAGAACCGUGCCGAGACCCUCAUGUUCUCACACAACGCCGUCAUAUCGGUACGAGAUAACAAGAUGUGCCUGAUGUUUAGGGUGGGCGACCUGAGGAACUCUCACAUUGUGGAGGCGUCAAUCAGAGCAAAGCUGAUCCGCUCGCAGCAGACCAAGGAGGGGGAGUUCAUCCCGCUCAACCAGACUGACAUCAACAUCGGCUUCGACACGGGAGACGACCGACUGUUCCUGGUGUCACCACUUAUCAUCUCUCAUGAGAUCAACGAGAAGAGCCCCUUCUGGGAGAUGUCCCUGGCACAAAUGGAGAAGGAGGAGUUUGAGAUCGUGGUUAUCCUCGAGGGCAUGGUGGAAGCCACAGGGAUGACAUGUCAGGCAAGGAGCUCCUAUCUUGACACUGAAGUGCUGUGGGGCCACCGCUUCACGCCGGUUCUGUCCCUGGAGAAGGGCUUCUAUGAGGUAGACUACAACAACUUCCACGAUGUCUAUGAGACCAACACCCCCACCUGCAGCGCCAAGGAGCUAGCAGCCAAGCUUCGAGAUGGGCCGCUAUUGCCUCAGCUGUCGCUCCUCAGCCCCGAGCCUAAAAUGCAUACUUUUGACCCCCUGAACCGCCUGUCGAAGCAGGAUCCGCUAAGCCAGGAUGAGGAGAAGGAGGAGAGGGAUUCAGUGGGUGACAGAGGAGAAACCAAUGGCUCAGCAGCUGCUUUGGAGGAGCCGCCCCUUGCUGACGGACUGCCUGCUUGACUGGCCACGUCAGCAAAUAAAAAAGAAUAACUACAAAAAAAAAAAAAAAACAGGACUGGACGAGAGGACGUGACAACAUAAUGCUUCAUUUAGUCAAUGGCCAGCUUGUUCCAUUGCAGCUCGUGGAGAUAUAAGAAACCUGUCUCCAGCUCCCAACUCAUGCAAUACUCCUCCACUAGAGUGGCAAUCUAUAGUAUAGAUUGGUUUUGUAGACAAGUAAGUGCACAUACAGAGAAAUGUACAGUAUCUAUAUCUGAAACGUUCGUGGUUCGGGUUGCCUUUUUAUAAUCGUAACGACCACUUACUGCUAUAAACACAGCAGCUCAAGUUGUAUAAUGUAAACUUGAGCUGAAACCGGUAGCCAUGACAGCGCAUCACGGGCUUAUUAUGGAUACUCCAAUAUUCUCAUUUUAGAGUGUGUUAAUUCAGCUUCAUUAGGGGAGAGUCUUGUAACUCAGCUCAUGUGUCUGACAGCAGCUUCUGCUAGGUAACGGAGCCUCACUACUGAAGGGUUCCUUUUCUUUCUUUUUUCAGUGUGGGAGACUAUUAUUAUUUCCUGUCUCUGUCGGUGUUGUUACUCUGUGUCAGAAAAUCCCAUUCACCCAUUCAGGAAAUGUACAAGGCUUCUAGUUUUCAAGAGAGGGCGAGAGGCCUUUUGUUUUCUUUGCCGCCACCUUUCCACACAGUUGUACUGUCGUAAGCGCUCUCAUUGUGUGUGUCUGAUAGAGUACCCAACACACAGGGAGCCUUGACCCAAAAGAAACCAGCUAGUACCUCAUUUUAUACUCAUUUUCAGGGUUUUAAAUUGACAUUAAGAACUAGGCAAAUGCUGGUAAAAGAUAUCUUUGCGGCUCACUUGACUCUUUUGAAAAGUUUAUAGCUGGUUAAAGAUUUAAUUCCCCUUCCCAUCACAGCUGAAAUAUUCAUUUUGACCCUUUUUCUUGGCACAUAAAGCACAAUUUCCCAUGAGGGUUCCCCAACGCUGACCUAACCAUCCACCAACCCACCGGCUAAUGCAUGUCAGUCCUAGUUAAACGUGGCAUUCAAAUGUAGAUUCAAAUAUUUAUAUGGAAUAUUUAUGCUCAACUUCUAUUUGAAACGUUCUUGAUUUUUAUACGCCGUACGGAUGAAUAUUUCAAAUGCUCCACAAGCUAAACGAAAUCCUCCACGUAUUAUUUUAUGUUUGUUUUGCUUUAGUUUUAAAUAUUUAAGAGAUUCAUUGUGGAUAUUUUUCACUUGGAGCAGAGUGUGGCUGAUGAUAGGAACAGGUUUUCAGUCUUAUUUUAGUAUCCGGCCAUCUCAACACUUGCCUUUUUUUGGUUACGAUCACCACUUUUAGCUUUCGCCUUAUGAUUUGAAGUCUCUUUUAUCAACAUACACUUGGUUGAAUAUGCACGCUGGCCCUGUUCCACAAACCAACUCUUGAGAUUUUGCUUGAUAUGCAGUAUUUUGUUAGCCUUGACUACUAAUUCUAAGAUGACCUACAAGGGCCAUGAUCUACAGUAUUUUUUUAAAACUUUAAUUUAAAGGAAGAGUUUGCAUGCACAAAUCAGCCCUCGUCUCCCCCUUCGUUCAGUUCAAUGCAGAAACAAAUACAGGGUAUUUUCUAGGCAUGCAAAUUAUGAGAUUUCUACAGUAUAUUAUCCGCUAAUGUAUUCAUAUCAAGUCAUUACUUGUUGAAAGAAAAAAAGAUCCUUGAUACUUCAAUCUCCCUCCUGUCAUUAAAAAUGUUUAAAUUGCAUUUGUUUUUGUUUGUUUUUUUAAAAAAAACUGAACUUUGUUCGUCCAUUCAGUGUUUUUAUUUUCACUGUGACAUUUUGCACCUUACUAUGUAUACCAUCUGCUAACAAUACGUUUGUCAUUAGAGAGAGAUCAUCUUUCAUUGCUGGAAUGUCAUCUGUUUUCUGUGUGUUCUCAUGGGAAUAAACAUAAUAUGGCUCAAAGAA
Molecule: messenger RNA, 3462 nt
Organism: Mugil cephalus (flathead mullet)
Lineage: Eukaryota; Metazoa; Chordata; Actinopteri; Mugiliformes; Mugilidae
Gene: kcnj5
Product: potassium inwardly rectifying channel subfamily J member 5
Exons: 4
Coding region: 194-1516 (440 amino acids)
Biological process (GO): potassium ion import across plasma membrane; regulation of monoatomic ion transmembrane transport
Cellular component (GO): plasma membrane
Molecular function (GO): G-protein activated inward rectifier potassium channel activity
Source: RefSeq, a predicted model, not a curated record